CACUACCGAAGGUACAGGGUACCUAAGGUACUUCCGUACCUUACCCUAGGAGUCCUAGGCUAGGGCGCCCUGACGCCCCCGUCGCCUCCACAAGAAACGCGUGCAAUGGCGUGCUCUGACGUCUUCGAGCCGCCGCCGGCAGAAAGCGAAUAAAAUUUCCCCAGAGGCCGCCCAGAGGGCAUCUUCCAUUUGGUUGAAUUUGUACGAAAGAUUCUGUUCCGCAUCCUGCACUUCUUUCCUUUUGUACAACUUAUUCUCAAUUGCAUUCUCAAUUGCACUCUCGACUCUCGACUCUCGAUAUCCUCCUCUCUCCAUUCAAGCUUCGUAACUAACUAUGGCCAACUCACCCCACGGCGGAGAGCUGAAAGAUCUUCUUGCAAGAGAUUUGCCCAGACACAACGAGCUCGCAGCAGAGGCCGAGACCUUGCCUGCUAUUGUUCUUAGUGAGAGACAACUUUGCGAUCUGGAAUUGAUCCUCAGCGGUGGUUUCUCUCCCCUCGAAGGAUUUUUGAAUGAGAAGGACUACAAUGGCGUUGUGGAGAACAACCGCCUAGCUGAUGGCAACCUCUUCUCCAUGCCAAUUACCUUAGACGUUGGAAAGGAACAAAUCGAGGAGUUGGGAAUCAAGGCCGGGGCGAGACUUACACUUCGUGACUUCCGUGAUGAUCGCAACCUUGCUAUCAUCACUGUUGACGAUGUCUACCGACCUGAUAAGGACAAGGAGGCUAAGUUAGUAUUUGGAGGAGAUGCGGAGCACCCAGCUGUAAAAUAUCUUCAUAACACUGCUCGGGAAUUUUAUGUUGGUGGAAAGAUUGAUGCUAUUCGCCGCCUUGAGCAUUACGAUUACGUUGCCCUUAGAUAUACCCCCGCAGAGCUCCGACUUCACUUUGACAAGCUUGGUUGGUCAAAGGUUGUCGCUUUCCAGACCCGAAACCCUAUGCAUAGAGCCCACAGAGAGUUGACUGUUCGAGCUGCCCGCUCCCGCCAAGCCAACGUCCUCAUCCACCCUGUCGUUGGUCUCACAAAGCCUGGAGAUAUCGACCAUUUCACCCGUGUCCGUGUUUACCAAGCUCUCCUCCCAAGAUACCCCAACGGUAUGGCUGUCCUUGGUCUCCUCCCCCUUGCUAUGCGCAUGGGCGGGCCUCGCGAGGCCAUCUGGCACGCUAUUAUCCGCAAGAAUUUCGGAGCAACCCACUUCAUUGUUGGUCGUGAUCACGCCGGGCCCGGGAAGAACAGCAAGGGCGAGGAAUUCUACGGCCCAUACGAUGCUCAAUACGCCGUUGAGAAGUACAAGGAUGAGCUCGGCAUCGAAGUCGUUCCCUUCCAGAUGAUGACCUACCUCCCAGACAGCGACGAGUACCGCCCCAAGGACGAAGUCCCAGCCGGAAUUCGAACCCUCGAUAUCUCUGGCACUGAGCUCCGCAACCGGCUCCGCACCGGUCGCGAGAUCCCAGAAUGGUUCUCCUACCCCGAAGUCGUGCGCGUGCUCCGCGAAUCCCACCCCCCUCGCUCCGAGCAAGGUUUCACCGUCUUCCUAACAGGCUACCAAAACAGCGGCAAGGACGCCAUCGCACGCGCUCUCCACGUAACUCUCAACCAACAAGGCGGCCGUUCCGUCUCUCUCCUCCUCGGCGAGACCGUCCGCGCCGAGCUAUCCUCCGAGCUAGGAUUCAGCCGCGCAGAUAGAACUCGCAACAUCGGCCGGAUCGCUUUCGUCGCCUCGGAGCUCACCCGUUCUCGCGCGGCUGUCAUCGCGGCUCCGAUCGCGCCGUACGAGGACGCCCGCCAGCACGCCCGCGAGAUCGUCGAGAAGUAUGGGGAUUUCUACCUCAUCCAUGUUGCUACGUCGCUUGAGCACGCGGAGAAGACGGAUAAGCGCGGGAUCUACGCCAAGGCGCGCAGUGGGGAGAUCAAGGGCUUCACGGGGGUGGAUGAUCCGUAUGAGACUCCGAAGAAGGCCGAUUUGACCGUCGAUCUGGAGAAGACGAGUGUGCGCAGUGCGGUUCACCAGAUUGUUUUGCUUUUGGAGAGCCAAGGGUUGUUGGAUCGUCUGUAGAUCACUGAUGCUCGUCUGAGUUUGUUUGUUUGUUUGACUGGCUGGCUGCCUGACAAAUGAGCAUUUUGCCUCGGAACUGAAUAGAUUGGGAAGGGACUCGUUACAAGGCGUUUUUGAUGAAAAAGUCUAUAUGAAUGUUUUUUGCAUGACUAGAUAUAGGUGGUGUGGCAGGGCCACUUGAUUUUGGUGCUUACCUUAGGUAGCGUAGUGAAGGGAAGUCAGGUUAGUAGUGCAGCCAGGUGGUAGUACCUAGAGAUUC
This is a messenger RNA of Cadophora gregata, 2315 nucleotides long. RefSeq names its product Sulfate adenylyltransferase (gene MET3). Lineage: Eukaryota; Fungi; Ascomycota; Leotiomycetes; Helotiales; Ploettnerulaceae. Gene Ontology annotation, cellular component: cytoplasm. The record is from RefSeq and is a predicted model, not a curated record. Bases 335 to 2056 code for a protein of 573 amino acids. The transcript has 6 exons. Gene Ontology annotation, molecular function: ATP binding; adenylylsulfate kinase activity; sulfate adenylyltransferase (ATP) activity. Gene Ontology annotation, biological process: sulfur amino acid metabolic process.